Messenger RNA from Pogoniulus pusillus (Red-fronted tinkerbird), 2363 nucleotides. It is a transcript of the gene AOAH, whose product is annotated as acyloxyacyl hydrolase. Lineage: Eukaryota; Metazoa; Chordata; Aves; Piciformes; Lybiidae. Gene Ontology annotation, molecular function: calcium ion binding; acyloxyacyl hydrolase activity. The coding region runs from base 132 to 2099 and encodes 655 amino acids. The transcript is spliced from 24 exons. Gene Ontology annotation, biological process: negative regulation of inflammatory response; lipopolysaccharide catabolic process. The record is from RefSeq and is a predicted model, not a curated record.
GAACCCUGGAAUUUAGUGGUGGCAUCAGGAAAUUCAGUGCCUUAGGCUAUUUGUGAGUCUCCUUUGAUCACACCCGGGAAGCCUGCAGGGAUGCCCAAUGUGGCAUCAUCCUCAUCUCCCUUUAGCAACCCAUGCCAACAGCCUGCCCACCCCUGAAAGAGCCAGGCCAGGAGUGGAAAAGAGAGAUGAGUACCUGUAGCUCACUGAGAAGGAUGAGGAGGUCUAGACAGACGUUCUUUAAUUUGUUCUGCAUCCUCUGUCUCCUGCUGAAGGCUGCCUCUUCCUCCUCUCUGCCCUAUGGAGAUGAGGCACCAGCUCCUUCACUGCCCUCUGGGCUGUACAAAGGGCACACCUGUGUGGGGUGUGUGCUGGUGGUGUCUGUAAUUGAACAGCUUGCACAGUGGCACAACAGUACAGUAAAGGCAGCCGUGGAGAGACUCUGCAACUACAUACCUGAAAAGCUCCAAGGCUUCUGUUAUGUCCUUGCUGAACUGUAUGGGCCAUACAUAGCUGAACUCAUAGACAGGAAAAUGAAUGCUGAUGUGGUCUGCCAUUCCCUGAAGCUGUGCAAACAGGAUCCAGGACAGCCUCUUUGUCAUCUCUACCCUCCUCCAAAGGUGGGGCUGACUGCUGCAAUAAGGAAAGCAAAAUGGAUUAUGAAGAAGUCCAAGAAUCUGAAAAGCUUCACAGCACUCUCAAGUGUGUGUGCCUUUCCUCUCCUGGCUGACCUGUGUGAGAAGAUUAAAUAUGUUAUCAGAAACAAAUUGCCAUUUGAAGAUUUUGAUGGAGACAAAUUCAGUACUUUCCCGACUUUGAGGGGCUACCACUGGCGAGGCAGAGACUGCGACGACAAGAACACGACCGUGUACCCCGGCAGGCGCCCUGACAACUGGGAUGUGAGCAGUGACUCUAACUGCAAUGGCAUAUGGGGCGUGGAUCCAAAAGAUGGAAUUCCCUAUGAGGAGAAAUUCUGCAAAGGUGCAGGCUCCCAGGGGGUCAUGCUGCUGGGAGACUCAGCCGGCGCUCACUUCCACAUCCCUCCCGAGUGGAUGACGGUCACGCAGAUGUCAGCGAAAUCCUUUGCCAAUCUGCCAGUGGCUUUCAGUGAUGAGCUUGACUGGCCCCAGUUCUCAGAGAUCACUGGAUUUCUCAACUCCACCAUCGGAGGCUGGACGGACUCUCUGUAUCUCCGUUUACGCAGGAGGAAUCGCUGCAAUCACAGAGACUUGCAGAACAUCUCCCAGAAUGCCCUAAAGUGUGGGACUCAGGUGAGAGGUAACAGGUCCCUGGAUCUGGCUUUGCUUCUUAGUGCCAGCACCCACAAAGGUUACAGAGGUGGUUCUUCAGGAAACCUCCUCUAUUUAAUAAAAAGCUUGGCCAGACACCAGCUGUUGGACAAUCCAGCCAUAGUCAUCUAUGCUACGAUUGGGAACGACGUCUGCAACGGGGAGCGUGACACCCUGGCUCACAUGACGAGGCCCAAGGAGAUGCUGUCCAACGUGCUGCAGGCGCUGCGGUACCUGGACUCGCGCCUGCCCAGCGGCAGCCACCUCAUCUUGACAGGCCUGGUGGAUGGGCGCUUCCUCUGGGACCACCUGCACGACAGGUACCACCCCCUAGGCCAGCUGAACAGGGAUGUUACCUACAGUCAAGUCUAUUCUUUCCUCGACUGCCUCCAGGUGAGCCCCUGCAGUGGUUGGCUGACUGCCAAUGAGACCCUCAGGAAUUUGACCUCAGAGAGAGCCUUACAACUUUCCAGUGUCCUGGAGGAAAUAGCAAGGUCUGAGAAGUUCACCAACUUUGAUGUUUUCUACAUGGAUUUCCCACUGAAACAGACUGCAGAGCAGUGGCGCAAGAUGGGAGGGCAGCCCUGGCAGCUGAUUGAACCAGUGGAUGGUUUCCACCCCAGCCAGCUCUCAAGCUACAAAGCCAGGUUCUUGCCAUGGAGCCUGGCUCCCUGCCUGCUCAAACACCCACAGGAGGGUUUCAGGAUCAGGGCAGCAAUGCAGCUCUGCAGACUCUCAAGAGGCCUUCUGCAGCACUGCCCUGCAGCCUCUGGGCUUUCUCUUCACAGGCUGGAGCAAAGCCUCCUUUUUUGAAGCUGUGCUUUAUGCUCUGCAGCUACACAUUAUGAUGUUCUCCCACCUGCUUGGGCUGCAGGGCCAGGUGGCAAAGGAAAGUUUAUAGUCAGAAAUAAAUGAAAGGGCAGGAGGAGCAUCUGCAGCUCCUUGCCUGGGAUGCAUAACCUGGUGUGAGUUUGCCUGGUUCCCACCAUACUCAUGCCCAGAUGGCUUUCCCUGGCUCUGCACAGGACCUGUUCUGCUGUCAGCUGCCAAUGGAGCCAACUGAUUUUUCUACACAUU